Diaporthe citri is the source of this 1428-nucleotide messenger RNA. RefSeq lists its product as uncharacterized. The record is from RefSeq and is a predicted model, not a curated record. Bases 1 to 1428 code for a protein of 475 amino acids. Lineage: Eukaryota; Fungi; Ascomycota; Sordariomycetes; Diaporthales; Diaporthaceae. The transcript has a single exon.
AUGAAGAAACAAACGAAAAGCCCGGCGCUGUCCAAGGCGUCGGCACUUCUGCUCCUCUCCGCAAUACCCUCCUUCGCCUCAGCCCUCUACAUCCAAGUAUCACCAGCAGAACUCUUCGGCCGCCAGGACUCAACAUGCGGCGACUCGUCAUACAAACAAUGUACUACGGCCGGCCUUCCUGAUGACUUCUGCUGCCCCUCCGACAAUUCAUGCAUUGCACUCGCAGGCAAGACGACGGCACUCUGCUGCCCUGCUGGCAACGACUGCACAGCCGUCAGGCCCAUCCCUUGCGACGUCAGCCUGCAGGACAAGAGCCUCCACCCGGAAAAUGUAGUCAUGACCAACGCACUGACGGGAUCGCUUCCAAAGUGUGCCGGCAUGUGCUGUCCCUUUGGGUACUCCUGUGAUGGUGGCGGGAACUGCAUCCAAAACUCCGACCAGAACGCAAAGCCAAUAACGACCGGGGCGCAGUCAUCGUCCACGACGGCGCCAUCCACGGCCAAGAGCAGCGAGACAGUCGGUGUGACCACCGCACCGCAACAGUCGGCGUCCGCGACAGCCUCUGCAACCUCCUCUGGCUCUGACGCGGCUUCUGCGACUGCGACGGAUUCCGAUUCCGAGUCAUCGUCCUCGUCGACAGCCGCCGCCGCCGCCGGGGAAUCCGAUAGCUCUUCGAGUGGACCCUCGGCUGGCUUGGUAGCCGGCGGUGUCGUGGGCGGUAUCGCGGCUGCCGUCUUCCUGGGGAUGUUGGUUUGGUUCUUCGUCAAGAGGGAAACCAAGCGCAAGAACGAUGCCGAGAAAGAGCCCCCGCGAUCGUCGCGCUCGUCCUCCUUCGGCAACAUCAUCAACAACCCGAUGACGAACUCUCUGCGGGCCGGCGGGUGCCCGGUCAUCUCGAAGCCCAUUGUCGACGAAGGUGCGAUGAGGAGCGACUUUGGGCGGAAAGUCAGCACGCGGACUGGAUCCUUCCAAAGCGGCAGUGACGAGGACGCCGACUACGAGAGAGAUUUCGGCACGAUGGGUGAACUGGGCCGGCCCGUGAGCGACGUCGACAUGACCGGCCUGCACUCGGUGCCCCGCUCACCCCCGAGGAUAACGAACCCGAGGGCGGUGAGCUCCAUGUAUGGCGAGCAGGGCUACCUGGACCCGCACAACAGCGCGUACCAGGCACCGCUCAAGAUGCCCUCGGCAAGGCAGUUCGGCGGCCAGGACAACAGGGUCAGCGUCGGCGCCGAGGACCGGGACGCCAUGGGGUCGCCGAUAUCUGACUAUGGUGGCCAGCCGGUGCAGCGGGAUCCAAACGGGGCGUACAUCGAUGUCUUUGCUGACUCGAACGUGCCUCUGACGCCGCCGCAGCCGUCUCAUGCUGGGGACAGGAUGACUUCCUUUACGGACAUAAUGGACGAAUCUCAGGGUAGGAGGAGGUAA